Messenger RNA from Paramecium sonneborni, 2232 nucleotides. Lineage: Eukaryota; Ciliophora; Oligohymenophorea; Peniculida; Parameciidae. The record is from the annotation of a GenBank genome assembly.
AUGUAUCAAAAUGAGACAGAAUUUUAUAGCGGAAGCAGUUUUAAGGAAUCUGGUAUAAUGAAAAAAUAGAAAGAAAAACUCUUUAUAUUUUACUCAAAUACUCAGGUGAAAAGUAUUUAUUAAUUCUGAAGGUUUUAUAAAUAUAAGAUAUUAGAGAAUAAAUAUAAAAAUAAAUAAGGAUUUCUAAUUACACGUUAAAAAGAUUAGGUCGAUAUUCAGAUAAAUAUGUUAUAAACAAUUGAGUCAAUAAAAUGAGAUAAAAUUUGGUUGGAAUAAUGAGAAGGAAUACUUACAAUGGUAAGAUUGUUUUUCAGGAGAAUGGUAAAAUAAAUAAACAGCAAGAAAAGUUUUAGAAGAAUUUGAUAGAUCAUUACCUGAAGUUGAACCUUAUAUUGAUAAAUAACCAUUAAUAACAAAAUCUAAAGCAAAACCAAGUUUGUUAUCAAGAGAUAAGAUUUAGAAAAUGAUUCCACAUUUACCUGAUUUUAUAUAGGUAAUGUAAAGAAAAUUAAUUGUUAGAAAGAUAUGGAAAUAUUGCUCUAAAAAUUCCUUAUAAAAUUUGGAUGGUUUUAGUGAUAUUGAUAAUUUUAAGUAAAUAUUAGAUUAAAUAAAUGCUCAAUUAUAUUAAGACAAUUAGAACUAUAUCAUGAUUAAAUUGAUUAGAAUUUGGUUGAAUAUUUAAAUCAAUAUAAAAUAAUAAGAUCAGCUUUAAUGUUUAGCCUUCUAAGUAUGUUUUUGAUAAUUAUUUAGCAAGUAAGAUUAUAGAAGUCUCUUAAUUGAAGAGAUCUAUGUGGAAUGUGAAGAUAAAGAUUCAGGAGAAAAUAUGCUGAAAGUAUUACUUAUGAAUAUUACAUCAAAUGAUAGAAAUCUAAUAUAAAUAUAAGAGUUAAUUUAAUAGUUAACAGAGAAUGUAAUUAAAAAGAAUUAUGAGAGUAUGGAUACACUCCAAAUUUCAAUGAAAUCAACAGAUCAAGAAAUUUAGGGAAUGACAUCUGAAUAACAUUUGAUGUAAUCUAGAGAGGAGUUUUAGAAAUUAAUAGACUUAGUAUAUAAUGGAGUUUAUAUAGAUAAAGCAAAGAAUUAAUAAUAAGAUUAGAGAAUUUCAUAAGGAUUGAUUAAAUAAUUGGAAACUAGUGAAGAAGAGGGGCAUUUUAUGUAUACAAAAUAUUAUAGAGUGGAUUAAUAAAGAGGAGGAUUAACUUAUCAUAAUGAAAGAUUACUUAAAGAUUAGAGAUCUGUACUUUUGAAUAUGAUAAAGAGGAUUGGAUCUAAUAUAAUAAAUGGUAAAUCUGAUAUGUCAGUUUCAUUACCAAUUUAAAUAUUUGAAAAUAGUUCCUUUUUAGAAAGAAUGGCUAGAGCUAUGGGACAUGCACUUAUAUUUUUAAAACCUAUAGAUUAAUCAACAAAUGUUAUUGAAUAAAUGAAAUUAACUUUAAGAUUUCAUAUGUCAAGUUCUAUGAUGGGUAUUUAAUAAGAAAAACCUUUUAAUCCUAUUUUAGGAGAGACAUUCUAAGGUAGUAUUAAAGGAUGUCCUAUUUAUUUAGAAUAAACAUCUCUUCAUCCUCUUAUUUCUAAUUAUAUCAUGUAUGGUGGGGAUUAUAAAAUUUAUGGAGCAUUUAGUCCUGUUGUCAAUAUGGGAUGUAAAAGUCUAUCUGGUGAAUAACAUGGUCAUAGUAUUGUACACUUUCUUAAUACAAAUUUUAAAUUUUAAUACAUCAAUCAACCAUUUACUGUCUAUAAUAUAAUUACAGGUUAAAGGAAUGUUAAUUGUCAUAAAAGAAGUUUUUGUUUUUAACCAGAUCUAUAAUUAUGUGCUGUUAUCUAUUCAACCCUAAAUAUAAAAAUAGUAGCUUUUUUUCUAAAUCAAAAUAACUAAUUGAUUAUCUUGUUGGUCAAAUUUACAAAGUUAAUCCUAUGUGUAUUCAACGUUGUAAAUUAGCGCAUAAAACUGGUUCUGGAUUGUACAUGAAACUUUAAAUAAAAAAAAAAGAAAUUUUGAAAGGUUAUGUAUAAAUCACAGGAAGAUGGACUACUCAUUUAGAUAUCAAUAAUUAAAGAUAUUGGGAUAUCAAUAUUCAUAGGUAUUUAAGUAAAUAUAUUAAUAGACCAUUUAUUUUAGAAUUUGAAUAAAAUCCUUUACCAUCUGAUUGUUUAUAUAGAUUAGAUUUAUUGUUAAUGAAAAUGAAAGAUAUACAAAGAACUUAGGAAAUGAAAGAAUAUAUGGAAGUAUGA